Molecule: messenger RNA, 1855 nt
Organism: Etheostoma cragini (Arkansas darter)
Lineage: Eukaryota; Metazoa; Chordata; Actinopteri; Perciformes; Percidae
Product: keratin, type I cytoskeletal 13-like
Exons: 8
Coding region: 92-1375 (427 amino acids)
Molecular function (GO): structural molecule activity
Source: RefSeq, a predicted model, not a curated record
CAGGCUGCCUCAGCACCAUCUCCUCCGCACCACUCUUGGGCUUUGACAAGUUUCAGUGAACGCUUCACGUGAGUCAGAACAGUUCGUCACCAUGAGCAUGUAUCUAUCCGGUUAUCCCAGCAUGUCCGUGUCCUCUGUGACAGGCUCCAGGCGGGCAAGGAGCGUCCAUGGCGGCGCAACUCGUCAAAGCGUCCGGAUGUCCUACGCCUCCAACGGCCUCGGCUCUUCCUUUAACUUGGCAGAUGCCUUCAGUGGUUCCGGAGGGGCCGGUGGUAGUGUCUCCGUUUCAGGCAAUGACAAAAAUACCAUGCAGAAUCUCAAUGACCGCCUGGCCGCCUACUUGGAAAAAGUGCGCUCUCUGGAGUCCGCCAAUACGCAGCUGGAGCGUCAAAUCCGCGAGUGGUACGACAAGCAGACCCCAACCGUCAGGGACUACAGCAAGUAUGAGGCAAUCAUCAACGACCUGCGCAAAAAGAUCAAUGCUGCCACACAGGACAAUGCCAGGCUGAUGCUGCAGAUUGACAAUGCCAGACUGGCGGCGGAGGAUUUCAGAAUCAAGUUUGAGAAUGAAAUGGCGCUGCGCAUGUCAGUGGAGGCGGACAUUGCCGGACUGCGCAAGGUUCUGGAUGACCUGACCAUGGCCCGGUCUGACAUGGAGAUGCAGGUGGAGGGCCUGAAGGAGGAGCUGGUCUACCUGAAGAAGAACCAUGAGGAGGAGAUGGCAGCCAUGCGUGGCCAUGUUAACGCCAGCUCUGUGAACGUGGAGGUGGACCCCAGCCCUCAGGAGACCCUGACCAGUACCCUGGAACAGAUAAGAGCUCAGUACGAGGGCAUCACUGAGAAGAACCGCCGCGAAAUGGAAGUCUGGUACAAGGGCAAGUUUGACGAACUGAACACUCAGGUGGCGACCACCACAGAGACCCUCCAGACCUCCAGAAGUGAGAUCAACGAUCUCAAGAGGACCCUGCAGGCCCUGCAGAUUGAGCUGCAGUCCCAGCACAGCCUGAAAUCGGCUAUGGAGGGCCAGCUGGCGGAGACAAAGUCCCGCUACAGCCUGAAGCUGAGCCAACUCCAGACCAUGGUCAACUCCCUGGAGGAGGAGCUCAGAGAGAUGAGGCAGGACAUCGAGAGGCAGCGCAACGAUUACCAGGUGCUGCUCAACAUCAAGACCCGGCUGGAGAUGGAGAUCGCCGAGUACAGGAGACUGCUGGAUGGAGAGGACUCAAAUAAAUCUACUGUCAGUGUACAAAAGCCUGUGGUCAAAGAAGUGAAACCCGUUGUCACCCAGCGGAGGAAGGUGGUGAUCGAGGAGAUCGUUGAUGGAGAAGUGGUGUCCCGCACCAUAGGAGAGGACACAGAGAUCAUCAAGAGCUAGACAGACUGGAUCCCAUCACAUCUGGGCGAAAUGAUAAUUAAACUUCAAGACAAUAACAGAUCCAGGUCUAAAAUCCAUCUAAUUUAUGUUGAUAUUUGGGUUCAUUGUCAGAUAAUAUUUAAAAUAUGCAGAACCAUUAAAAAUUUUGAAAUGUUUAAGGAUAAUUGUGAAUUACAUCUUUUUUAGUUUUAUAUCACACCAAAACAGGCGGUCUAACAUGCCACCUGCAAUACCAAAUGUAAACGUUAGGUGGCACUGUGAGCCCCAAAAAGGAUUGCACUUUUGCAAAAUUGAGAAUUAUUGAAUGAUAAGAAAAGAUAAUAUCCCCUAUCUAAUUUGGAUGUUUUUAUUUAAGGGGAAAGUGUCAGUGUGAAAAGCAAUAGAACAUAUUUGUGCAUUUCAUGUAAUCUGAAAUAUUGUCAAAUUAAAUUUAUCCAAGUACAAUGACCACACAAAGAAAUUAGACCAUUGUCAAGAUGA